Molecule: messenger RNA, 1257 nt
Organism: Nestor notabilis (Kea)
Lineage: Eukaryota; Metazoa; Chordata; Aves; Psittaciformes; Psittacidae
Product: EF-hand domain-containing family member C2-like
Exons: 10
Biological process (GO): regulation of neuron projection development
Cellular component (GO): microtubule
Source: RefSeq, a predicted model, not a curated record
AUCACAGAAGGGGCACACGUGAUCUACAAGGAGAAAAAUGUUGGCAUGGUGUUGCCAAACCCCUUUUUGACUGAUUCAGGUGAAGGCAUUAGCUCUUUGAGUCAGACCAUUCUCCUAAGAGAGGAUUUCACCCCAGUUCCAUAUAAGGCUCCACCACCUCCAAAACCAGAAAAAACAUUUCCUCCUUAUACUGGAUUUGGUUCUGAAGAGGAUUCUCUAUGCUCCUGUAUGGGUCUAAUUCUCAAGCCUCCCACAAAAGAUUUCAAGAAAUUCCUGGAGAAAGACAGAAUUGGCAUGGAAAGUAACAUACUGCGCUUUCUUGCAAAACUCAUCACAGAUAGUCCUAUUGACAAGGAUAGGAAAUUGAUUAUUUCCUACUUCCUGAGUGAUGACACUAUUUCAGUUUUUGAACAUGCUCAGCGAAACUCAGGGAUACUUGGUGGGAAGUUCUUGGAAAGAGGUCGCAUUAAGAAGCCUGGACAGGAGCUCUUUAAGAGCGAGCCAUCUGAAUACUUCAAGGCUCAGGAUCUGUUUGUUGGAGCAAGUGUUUGUUUCCAUGGUCACAACUUUCUUUUGGUGGAUGCUGAUGAAUACACACUGAACUACAUGGAGAAGCAUGCAAAUGAGUUCUCUGUGGCUGAUGUUGGUGCCAUCCUCAAGAAGCUGAAAGGUAUAACCGAACCUCGUUCCCGAGAAAUCAGACAGUUGUUUGCAGCCACUGACCCAGACCAUAACAAGGUGAUCGAGUAUGACGCUUUCAGAAAUUUGAUAGUCAGUAUCACUGAUGGAGCGCUUUCAGACCAUGAAAUGGUGACUCUUGGGCGCUAUUAUGGUGUGAAAGAUGAAUAUGAAAUGGACCUCCACUACCUCCUUGCAGUGGCUCAAGAACAACUAAAGAAAAAUAGGUUUGAGAAUUUUGAACAACUAACUGCAGUGUUUCUAUACAAUGACCGUGAAAAAUGUGGAAUGCUGCCUCAUGAGAUGUGCAGGACUAUUUGUAAGUCCUUUAGGUUGCCACUGGCUCGUGAUGAUCUGCAAGCUUUAUUGACCAUGUUUGAAGAUGACAAUAAGCAAGUGGAAUAUAAGAAGUUUGUGGAUGGGCUGAACUGGAGAGAGAAUCCAAUCCCUGUUUUCCAGACAAUAAAGGUGAGGGAAUUGAAGAAUGAAGAUGACUGGACCAGACAACCACCAAUCUUUCAUGUGAAAGACAUCAAAUACUUACCUCUUCUGGAUGAUCUGUUUGGCAAGGAAGAAUAA